Messenger RNA from Monoraphidium neglectum, 442 nucleotides. RefSeq lists its product as hypothetical. The transcript has a single exon. Lineage: Eukaryota; Viridiplantae; Chlorophyta; Chlorophyceae; Sphaeropleales; Selenastraceae. The record is from RefSeq and is a predicted model, not a curated record. The annotation marks the transcript as partial.
AUGCCACCUCCCAGCCCAACUGGCGCGGGACCCCCACCCGGCACGCCCGCCUGCGCCGCGUCCGCGGGCGCAGCGUCGGCGCAGCAGCUGCUGCAGCCGCAGCAGGAGCGCGGCCCUUACCAGCAGCCAUGCGCCCCGGCCGGCGCUGCCGACGGCGCCACCAACGUGGGCGGCGGCGGCGGGGGCACGGCGUUGCUUGGCCUGCGGCUCGUGGGCGUCCGCGGGUGGCGGUUCAGCCAGCAGGCGGAGGACAUAGAGUGGCUGAUGCUGUUUGCGUCCCCAGACGGCUACUCCCGAGCCUCGGCCUGGCAGGUCGUCUACUCCAUCGCCGACCGCCAGCAGUGGGACGAGAUCCAGCGGUUUCUGCUGCCGCAGCUGACCGUCCUGCGGAGCCUCAUGCGCAGCAUGCUGUUCGGCGCCGCCGGCUUCCUCCCGCCACCCG